Molecule: messenger RNA, 1879 nt
Organism: Periophthalmus magnuspinnatus
Lineage: Eukaryota; Metazoa; Chordata; Actinopteri; Gobiiformes; Gobiidae
Gene: rag2
Product: recombination activating gene 2
Exons: 2
Coding region: 259-1872 (537 amino acids)
Biological process (GO): V(D)J recombination
Cellular component (GO): DNA recombinase complex; nucleus
Molecular function (GO): sequence-specific DNA binding; protein binding
Source: RefSeq, a predicted model, not a curated record
AGUUGAACUCUCACUUUAGCCCAGUAUCUCUUGUUACAAACGAUUGUGGCUGAUCUCAUUGAUGUGACUCUGAAAGCACUGAGGCGGCACCUGCCACUAAGCUGCAGUCACACACAGUUAACCUCAAAGUCUGGAAGUGUUUGUGGAGCACCCAAGCCUUACAAAUUCUCCCACUGUCUCCCUUUGUUAGAGUGAAGCGACAUAACGCUGCGAAAACCAGCCGCGUUAGCUCUCUGGCCUGAAGGCACCUGGCGUACUAUGACUCUGCAGCCAUUAACUCCAGUCAACUGUGCCGGCUUAUUACAACCAGGCUGCUCUCUGCUGCAGCUGGAUGGAGAAGUGCUUUUGUUUGGUCAAAAAGGCUGGCCCAAGCGCUCAUGUCCUACGGGAAUAUUUAGCGUACGGUUUAAAAAAGAACAGAUGAAGUUAAGAGCCAUCACGUUCUCAAAUGACUCCUGCUAUCUGCCUCCUUUACGCUGCCCCGCCGUCUGCCGCCUUGACCCUUACGACGGCCUACCUGAAAGCUACCUCAUCCACGGUGGCCGGACCCCAAACAACGAGAUCUCUUCAAGUUUGUAUCUCCUAACCGUGGACAGUCGCGGCUGCAAUCGUAAACUGACACUGAAAUGCAAGGAGAAAGAACUGGUGGGCGAAGUUCCUAGCGCAAGAUACGGCCAUAGUCUUAAUGUCGUUCAAAGUCGAGGAAAAACAGCUUACGUCAUCUUCGGAGGCAGGUCUUACAUGCCCGGAAUGGAACGCACGACGGAAAACUGGAACAGCGUGAUCGAUUGUUCACCCCAGGUCUUUCUGUUUGAGUUGGAAUUUGGUUGCGUUACGGCUCAUUCCGUCGCAGAACUCCAAGAUGGUCAGUCUUUCCACGUGUCAGUCUCAAGAGAAGACUGCGUUUACUUUAUCGGCGGUCACUCGAUAACUUCUGAUUCUAGACCUCCUCGACUUUUUAGGUUGCGUGUUGAACUCUUGCAAGGAAGCCCGCUGAUUACGUGCCAGGCGUUUGAGUCCGGGAUGUCGAUUUCUAGCGCCGUCAUCACCCGCACAGGUUCGAUGCAUAAGUACGUUAUCGUAGGAGGUUACAAGUUUGAUUCGCAGAAGAGGAUGGAGUGCACUGAGGUGACUUUGGAUGAAAAGGGAGUCCAUUUUGAAUCUUUGGAAGCACCGAAAUGGACUCCUGACGUCAGCCAUAGCCGCACUUGGUUCGGUGGCAGCGCGGGGGAGGGUAAAGUUUUGCUAGCCUUACCGAUUGAAGGCAGGGUUAACCAAAGCGAGUCGCACUGUUUAUAUAAAGUCAGUUUUGAAACGCAAGAGGAAGCGGAGGAGACCGGACAAGACGGGACUCAAGGUUGCAGUCAAGAGUCUACAGAUUUCGAAGACUCUCCUCCUCUUGAAGAUUCGGAGGAGCUGUACUUUGGACGAGAACCGCACGAACUCGAAGACAGCAGCGAUGACGACGAUCGGUACAACGAGGAUGACGAAGAAGACGAAUCCCAAACAGGAUACUGGGUCAAAUGCUGUCUGGGUUGUCAAAUCGACCCAAACACGUGGGAGCCGUACUACUCCACCGAGCUGCACCGUCCGGCCAUGAUCUUCUGCUCCCGAGGAGAGGAGGGGCACUGGGUCCACGCUCAGUGCAUGGAGCUGUCGGAGACUCUGCUGCUGAAGUUGUCCGAAGGCAGUAAGAAGUACUUUUGCCAGGACCACGGAGGGCUGCCGUACCAGGAAGUGACCCCUCCGCGACCCCAGAACCGACUGUCCGCGAAACGAGCGCCCAUGAAAGUGAAGCUGAGGAGGAUGCCGCUCACGAUAAACAUGUCACCAGCCACGAAGAGCUUCUGCAAAAGACUUUUCCAUGAUUAGUUUGAGU